AUGGAUUUCAAACAAAGAGCUGCAAUUGAGUCUUGUGUUAAACUCGGUAAAACUUUUACCAAAACGCACCAAAUGCUCCAACAAGCAUAUGGUCGUGAUUGUCUAUCCCGCUCGCGAGUUCACGAGUGGUUUAAACGAUUUAAAUCGGGUAGAGAAACGCUAAAUGAUGACAAAAGAUCAGGUCGCCCAAAAAGUGGAAUAUCCGCAAAAAACAUUAAAAAAGUGCGCGAAUUCAUCAAGAAUAAUGAGAAAUGUUCAGUGAAAUUAAUUGAAAUGGAAUUGGGGAUUCCCGCAACUACUGUUUUUCGCAUUUUGACUGAAGAAUUGGGACUUCGUAAAGUGAAUUCACGAUUUUUGCCACACAAACUCACCGAUGAUCAAAAAAUGGAUCUAAUUGAACAUUGCAAAGACAUCAUUGAAAGUGCUCCACAUGAAUGGAGACGACCAGAUGAAGGCCAUCCCACGAAAAGUCAUUUGGAGAAGUCAAAAGUGAAGAGUCACAAAAACACGUAG
Messenger RNA from Contarinia nasturtii (swede midge), 513 nucleotides. Its product is annotated as protein GVQW3-like. The transcript has a single exon. Bases 1 to 513 code for a protein of 170 amino acids. Lineage: Eukaryota; Metazoa; Arthropoda; Insecta; Diptera; Cecidomyiidae. The record is from RefSeq and is a predicted model, not a curated record.